UUAGCCGUAACAGAGCUGCAUCUGUCUGAGAGCAACAAUAACAAGCGUUACUCAGCGCUCUGAACAGGGUUAACAACCACCAUUAAUAGCCAAGAUGCGACCGUCCACAUAACCCCGGCCUUCCUUUUUGUGUCCUCUGAGCUGAAAACGGGGUAAUCUUCGCGGCUAAGGCCACGGAACAGCCACGGAGACUCGGCCGCAGGGCAGUCCGGGGCUGCAUCUGGGUCAGUGGGCCUGUUCAAGUGGUGGUUUAUCCUUUUAGCCCUUCAUCGAAACAUCGUGUCAGCCGAAUAAACUGCCCAAAUAUGCAGGCUAACGGGGCAGGACAGGCGCGGGACUCUGAUAUGUCCUACCGAAACGGAGCCCAGAACGGUGAGUCGUCCUCUGCAGGUGCUGCUCACUCCAACGGCUUUCUGUCCGUCAACAAUAACAACAGCAGCGGUGCGGCGGCCCAGUCCAACAACAACCACAGCUCUGAUCCAAACUCCGGAGUCAAGAAGAAGAAACGACUGUCACAGUCCGAGGAGGAUGUCAUCAGACUCAUAGGACAACAUCUACACGAUCUGGGUCUCAAUCAAACAGUGGAGCUGCUGAUGCAGGAGUCUGGAUGCCGCCUGGAGCACCCGUCGGCCACCAAGUUCAGAAAUCAUGUCAUUGAAGGAGAGUGGGAUAAGGCUGAGAGUGAUCUGAAUGAACUGAAGGCAUUAAUGCAUGCUCCCAGUGCAACAGUGCGCAUGAAGUUCUUGCUGUUGCAGCAGAAGUACCUGGAACAUCUGGAGGAUGGGAAGGUCUUGGAGGCUCUGCAGGUCCUCAGAGCUGAGCUCACACCUCUGAAAUAUAACACCGAGAGAAUCCACAUUCUGAGUGGGUACCUGAUGUGCAGCCAUGCAGAGGACCUGAGAGCCAAAGCUGAGUGGGAAGGUAAAGGCAUGGCCUCCCGGACGAAGCUGCUGGACAAACUGCAGACAUACCUGCCUCCAUCGGUUAUGCUGCCUCCUCGCCGCCUACAGACUCUGCUGAAGCAGGCGGUGGAGCUGCAGAGAGAGCGCUGCCUUUAUCACAACACCAAACUGGACAGUGGACUGGACUCCAUGUCUCUGCUUCUGGACCACGCCUGCAGCCGGAAACAGUUCCCGUGCUACACUCAGCAGAUUCUCACUGAACACUGCAACGAAGUCUGGUUCUGCAAGUUCUCCAACGACGGCACAAAACUGGCAACUGGGUCCAAAGACACCACAGUCAUUGUGUGGCAGGUUGACAUGGAAACUCAGCAGCUGAAACUGAUGAAGACUCUGGAGGGGCAUGCCUACGGUGUCUCCUACCUGGCCUGGAGUCCUGAUGAUACCUACCUGAUAGCCUGUGGUCCUGAUGACUGCUCUGAGCUGUGGCUGUGGAACGUACAGACGGGAGAGUUACGAACCAAGAUGAGUCAGUCUCAUGAGGACAGCCUGACCAGUGUGGCCUGGAAUCCAGAUGGAAAACGCUUUGUUACUGGUGGUCAGAGAGGCCAAUUCUACCAGUGUGAUUUAGAUGGAAACCUGUUGGACUCAUGGGAGGGAGUCCGGGUGCAGUGCCUGUGGUGUCUGACUGACAGUCGAACUGUCCUGGCAUCUGACACCCACCAGAGAAUCCGAGGAUACAAUUUUGAGGACCUGACGGACAGAAACAUAGUCCAGGAGGACCAUCCUAUCAUGUCGUUCACAGUCUCAAAAAAUGGACGGUUGGCUCUUCUCAAUGUUGCUACCCAGGGAGUGCACCUCUGGGACCUACAGGACCGUGUGUUGGUCAGAAAGUACCAGGGAGUUACCCAGGGCUUCUACACCAUCCACUCCUGCUUCGGGGGACACAAUGAAGACUUUAUUACUAGUGGAAGCGAAGACCACAAAGUUUACAUUUGGCACCGGCGCAGUGAGCUUCCCAUCGCAGAACUGACCGGCCACACUCGCACCGUCAACUGUGUGAGCUGGAACCCUGUCCUGCCCGGACUACUGGCCAGCGCCUCGGAUGAUGGGACCAUCCGGAUCUGGGGACCGGCCCCAUUCCUAGAUGUUCAAGACACAGAGGGGCUCAGUGAGUGCUGCACCAUGGACAGCUGAUGACAAGCAUGAAGACUGUGGACACUUGAAUGGAUGAAGCGGGAAACGAUGGUGAGAGAUAUCGGACUCUAAUGUGGACCUGGUGAAGCUGGACUGAGGACCUGAUAUGACCCAUAUCCUCCUCCUGCAGGACCACUGGCCUCCUGUGUUCUAAACUAAGUUAUUUAUUCAGCUGCUGACAUACAGCAGUGGUUUUCUUCUCACUCACAUGAGGAAGAUUCAAUGUUUUCUUUGUCUGCUGAACCUUUAAAUGAUGUUAAAUUGUUCUAUUUUAACUGAAAAUUGUGUUUUUUAUUUAAUGAAAACUGUAACUUUCUGAUGUUUGCAGACAGUAUUUAUGAGCAUGUUACACCUGACAGAAGGUUGUUGGCUAGCUAGUUUUCCUUCUCCAUCUGUGAUCAUGCUGAUGCAUUUGCCUUUUUAGAGCAUUCAGAAGUUAUUGUGUAGAGUUCAAAGGAGGCUUUACCUUUUUUUAUUUCUGCCUGCCAUCCCUCCUUUCAUGCUAACAGGUCAUAUCUUCUGUUUUGUUUAGUUCUGUGUUUUAAGUUUAAUUUAUCUUUGUGAUUGUUUUUAAUUUGGUGGCCGUGGGUUAUUAAUGGAAAGUUUUGGAUGUUAAAGCUAGUGUUUUUCCUGUUUUCCCAACAACAAAUAUCAGAAUUCUUCUUUGAAUGCGGCAUGACGAACAUCUCAGGAAACAGUGCUUUCUAUGGGGACCAUCUUCACUGAGGAUUCAUCUCCACCGGUUGCUCCGGUCAGAGCAUUAAUGGAACAAACUUCUCUGUAUUCUUGGACAGCCGUGGAGUUGAAACCCGAUGAUACGAAUAAAAAAUGGCCGACACAUCAGAGAUGACGUGGACAGUUUCCUUUUAGAGUCAGAACUGUCUAGAUGUCUCCUUCCAGCUUUCUCUUCUUCCUACAAGGUUUCAGCUUCACACCAGAUGUUUUUGACUGUUUGAACCAGCAAGCUUUAAUUUUCUGCUGUUAAAAAUAAUUUCUGACUGCAGAAAUUUUAUCCAGACUUCUUCAUGAAGUCCCUCUAGUCCUGGACAGAAACUUGACUGAGGGAACCCUGUUUGUCCAAAUACCACAAGCUUAAACUUUUCAUGGUACAGCUGAGGCGGCGUUGAACAGUAGAUGUCCGUCUCAUUCUAAACUCAGUCCCAGGACUUCAGAGACUCUGAGUGCUUCAUGUCUCACUUUUUCUCUUCUCACUUUAGAAGUCUAAAUAGGAACCGUGUGAGCUUGCUGGCAGUUUCUUCCACAGAUCCUUUUCCAUUUUUAAGAUAAUACAAAGUGAUUGUUUUAUUCAGUAUAGCUGUAGGAUUUUUUUUUCUUUUGUCUGCAUAUUUUAAAUAAAGCAAUCAAGGUUUUAAAUGGAGUUUAGUUUGGUAUAUCUUUAACAGAGUUGUGUGGCUGCAGACCUGAUCAGCGGGAACCUUCCUAUGUCCGUCCUGAGUCUUUAUGGGGUAUUUC
Melanotaenia boesemani (Boeseman's rainbowfish) is the source of this 3569-nucleotide messenger RNA. RefSeq names its product WD repeat domain 26a (gene wdr26a). Gene Ontology annotation, biological process: proteasome-mediated ubiquitin-dependent protein catabolic process. NCBI's taxonomy places the organism in Eukaryota, Metazoa, Chordata, Actinopteri, Atheriniformes, Melanotaeniidae. Gene Ontology annotation, molecular function: protein binding. Gene Ontology annotation, cellular component: GID complex. The coding region runs from base 306 to 2096 and encodes 596 amino acids. The transcript has 14 exons. The record is from RefSeq and is a predicted model, not a curated record.